Messenger RNA from Tigriopus californicus, 8025 nucleotides. RefSeq names its product trichohyalin-like. The transcript has a single exon. The coding region runs from base 269 to 7978 and encodes 2569 amino acids. Lineage: Eukaryota; Metazoa; Arthropoda; Copepoda; Harpacticoida; Harpacticidae. The record is from RefSeq and is a predicted model, not a curated record.
UUCACGAAGAACAGUAGCAAGUUUUGAAAUCUGUGUGCUUGAGCAAAAUUGGGAGGAACAGUCCGCUCAUGACCCAGAACGUAAUCUUUGUUGUUGUGAUUGUUCUUGUACUUGGAUCGACAAGUAAGUAGCCAUUGAUCGGGCAACGAUUGGGUGCGGAUCCCUGAGGGAUGAAGAUUUUAACAUUGUGAUGGAGUACCGGGUGUUCUUUCGGUGAAAUCCACGCUUGUCUGACUUGUUUGUUGAAGCGAAGAUCUUGAGCAGGAUUAUGGAACCACCUCCGAGGUUGAAGCGAUCCGGAAUAUCUUCCUUGGCGAAUAAGUUCGAAUCUCCCGAGGUCAAAGAGGCUCGACGGAAACGAGAAGCUGAGGAUGUCAGAAAAGCCCUAGAAGUGGAGAAUGCCAAGCGAUUGAAAGCGGAGCAAGAACGAGCCAUCCUGGAUCAGGUCAAGAAAAAGGAACUGGAAGAGCGCUUAGCUCAGGAACAACUAGAAUUGGAACAACGCUUGGCGGAAGAGAGACAGGAAGAAGAGGACCGUUUGAAGCAGGAGGAAUCCCAACGGAGAAUUAUGGAGCGACGAAAACUAAUGGAGGAGGAGGAGGACAAGCUUUCGAGUUUGAAGCCGGCUGUGGCCCUGUUCCUGAGAAAUCAGCAGAACCUCAAAUCUCAAGAUGAGGUCACGGUCUCUAAGGCUGAAAAGAAGAGCCUGCUUUCUAACCACGGCGUCGUUGGUGACAUACAACGAAAACUCAUGCGAAAGAAAGAGGAGGCCCGCGACUUCGAGAAGGAACUGAAAGAGAUGACCGAGAAGGCUGUCCGGGAAGCCCACGACGAAGAAAACAAAGCCGCCGCUGCCCAAGCCAAUGCCAAGAAGAGCAAGAGCAGCGUCGAGAUCUACACAAAGGGGAAUUGCAAUCAUUUGAAAUCGAGCUUUGAAUCGCAGAUCGCUCUGAAGAAGAGCACAAUGAACAACCCCGGGGAUAACCUACCGACCCCUACCACGCGUCGCAAGUCCAUGCAACAAAGGAUCACACAAAGGUCAGGGAAUCUGCCCAACAUGUUCCAACAACAAGCCAAAAGGAACAAAGAGUUAGAGGAACAAAGGGGAGUCAAGGAUCGCAUUCCCAUUGACAAGAAGAUCUUCUCAAACUCCUUGAACAAGUUCGAAGACGAAGAUUCGCGGAAGGCUGCUAGAGGUCAGUUGCAAAAGUUCACCUUCAAGCAGAAGGAGAAAGAAAAGGCCUCCUGGAGUCAGAAGCAAGAACAAGCCAAAAUCCAAAAGGAAGAAGAGAAGAGGAGGAAGAAGAAGGAAGAAGAAGAGGCAGCAGAAGCUGUAAAGAGAAAGAAGAAGGAACAAGAGGAACAAGAAAGGCAAAGGAAGGAGGAGGAGGAAUUGGCUCGGAACAAUGAAAAAGCAGCAAAGGCCAAAUCCAAGCUGAAGCGAAGACCAAGUACCAAACGAGUUAAUCGGAAAGAGCUCAAGGAGAUCAUGGAACCCAAAGAUCUCCCUAAAAUCAUUCCACCCACGACUUCAGCCAUGAAACAGAAACUAGAAGAAACCAAAGGCAUUGGGACUCCAAAGAAACCGCAAACCAAGGUUGGUAAGCUUUCAAUCAAUUCGUUCCAAAAGCAGUUUUCAAACGACUCGUCCAAUCCGGCGUCGCCAAUUAGUCCUGGAGGAUCAAAACCCUUAGUCAUUCCAGCAAUGCAAAGGAACGCCCUGAGUGAUUUAAAAAAGAAGUUUGGAAGCUCUUCUCUGGUGGAUGCGACAAGUCUUAAAAAGAAUCAAAUUGAGAGAAACCAUGCAAAGCCCGAGAACAUUCCUGACUCGCCUGAAGAAGAAGAAAUGGAGUUUUUUGACGCGUCUGAGGAACCUCUUGUCGAAAUUCCAGAAGAGGUACCAGAGCAAAUCUUCCAGCAUGAAAAAGAAAAUUCUGAACCCCCAAGGGCUCAACCCAAGUCAAAAAAAUCCAAAGAGGAAAUGCAAAACUAUCUAAUCUCGAAGGUGCUCUUUGACAAUGUUGGAAAGACGUCCAAGCCGAAAAAGGACUCUAUUGAAGACCUGGUUGAUGACUCACCCGUCGAAGUUGAUCCCGAGUAUGUCAAAGAAAUGGAAAAGUAUUUGAGCCUCAUCGAUCAAACUCCCAAAAAGAAAACCAAGAAAAACAAAGAAAACUCCAAACUAAAGAAGGAGGCUGAGAAGCUCAAGGUUUUUGACGUGAAAAAUAUCAAAAACAAAUUUGAAAUGACUAAACAGCAAUCAAAAAGUUUUCAAACCCAAAAGAGUACCGACAAUCCUCCAAUUAUGCCAAUUGAUGCGAAGGUUGAUCGAUUCAAAAGCGUGUUUGAGGGGUCUAAUAAUGGUGUUCCUCGAGACGAUGAGCAACGUCCAACUCCUCCAAGAAGAAAAAUGAUCAGCAAUGAUCUAUUGAACAAAUUUGACGAUCCCGAGGCUGCUGCCAAGCUCAAGGAGAAGCGCCAAAUGGAUUUAGAAGAGAGGCGAAUGAAGCAAAUGAUAUUGUUUGAAGAGAAACGCAAGAGAGAAGAACAAGAUCGAAUCGAGGCUUUGCAGAGGGAAAAAGAGAGGAAGGAAAUACUUAGACGAGAAGAACUGAAAAGACAAGAAGAAGAGCGCCUUCAAAAACUCGAAAAGGAGCGAGAGAAGAAGGCCUUGGAGAAGGCCUUUGCAGAGGAGAGAGAGCGAAUCAAGGAGAGAAAGAAGAAAGAAGAAGAAGCCUUGAUCAAAAAGGAAAAGGAAGAGAAACAAAGGAAGAAGAACAAGGUUCUGAAUCGUAUCUCUCAUAUGUUCGAAAAGAACGAAGAAGCUCCUGAUGUCACAAAGAAUGAAGCUAUGGGUUCCAUCCGAGGUAUGGCUGAAGAGAUGUUUGCCACAAAGAGAAACCCCUCGGGUGGAAAAAGUAACGAAUUCAGGGAUCCAACACUCACUGGAGUAUCUUCAGUUCUAAGCAGAGUGAAACGGCAAUUGGAGGCCAAGGAGGAGACUCCAACCAUUUCUCGAGGCGUUGAAAAGCGAAAAGGUUGCAUUCCAGCUGCUAUGGCCUUUGAAAUCAAAGAGCAUCUAAUGACAACCGAGAAGGAACUCCAAGAGUCAAAGAUCAAAUCCCCAAAUCCCGAAGCCACCCAAUGGGCUUGGAAGUCCAAGAAACCUGAAGAGCUCCUGGUCAGAACAAACUCAACGGGGCCCAAUACAAAGCGUCAAGAGCGUUCCAAUAAAAGACCAGAGAGAACCAAACUGGACGAGGAAAAGCAAAAGUCACUUUUAGACGAUAUACAUGCGGUCACGGACAGGCUUAAGUUGAAGGAUGUCGAACGGGAUCAUAAUGAAAAGAUGAUGGAGUACGAGCAGUUCAUGGCUGACAUCCAGGACUAUUUGAAUGAACCCACGGAAGAUUUUGACGAGGCUGAUUAUAAGCAUGACAUUCAGGAGUACUUAGAAUAUCGAUUUGAUCGACAAGCCAAGAAGAGUCAACCCAAAGCUAAAGUGCCCAAUUUGGCACUCAAUAGUGUUGAAAAGGUCAAAUCAAGAUUAGAAAACAAUUCGCGAUUCACCAAAACAUCUCUCGUUGGACAAUCGAAGAGCAUUGGCAAUGUGAAAGAGCUUCAACAAAUGUUAUUGGAUCAAGAAGAGAGUGAAUUCGAACGGAAGCCAAAUCAUCUGGAAAACGUGUCCUCGGUUAAUAUGGAACGCGUGAAAAACGCCUUUGAAGAGAUGAACAAUGAUUUGAUAGAGUCCAGCGCGGCUCCUCGUUCCAAGGUAAGGGUCAAGAAGAAGAUAAUCGAGAUGCCAAGCUUGGAGACAUCCACCAUAGCUGAUAUGCCCCAGCCAAGUUAUCAGUGGAAAUACAAGCAGAAAAAUAUCGAGAGCCUUCAAAAGUUCUUGGAUACCAAUGCUCAUCUUGUUCCACAUUCAGUUGCCGACAAACUCGACGAAGUUCGAGCCAAUUUGGAUGAGGACAAUGAAGAUGACUUUGACAAGACUGAGGAUCUGAAAAUCGACGAGUAUUCGGAGUUUUUGGAAGAGGUUGAUCGCUUUUUAAGCGCUCCAGAUCGAUCCAAAACUGAAGGGGGCUUUAAAGCUGAGAUUGAGAAAUAUUUGGAUCUUAUCGAUGAACCCGAAAAGCCAAACAAGUCAAAUAUUGUUACCCCGAUUCAACGUGUAGGAAGCAUCAAAAGAAAGCCCAAGAAAAUGAACUUGAUCGAGUUUAACCCCAUCAAUCAAGUGGAACAGAAGAAAAUGAGUCCUACCAUUCAACGAGAUAACAAGCUGGUCGCUCAAUUACAAAGCAAACUCAUCCAAGAGUUUGAGAAAACUGAUCCAAAGGAUGAGAUUCACUUACCCACUGUGGAAACAAACACUUUGAAAAAGAACUUUGAAAAGCUCAGCCAGAAGGAGGAACCUUCAUUACUUGGAUCCCGAGAAAUCGUGCUUCAGCGAGGGUUGGAUCAUCUAACUUCGAAUCAAGACAGUCAAUCCCUAGAGGCCCUUAAAGCUGAAAGGGAGAAGGUCAAAUGGAGGUGGAAAGAAAAGCAAGUUCAAGACCUGAAAGACUUCAUCAAGUCUAAAGACAAGGCCAUCCCCGAACAGAUCAAGAAGAAGAAGGAGGAACAUGAAGAGCUGGAGAAAGAGCGAGAGCUCCGAGAAGUCCAAGCUAAGGCCGAAAACAACGUCAAUGAGAUCAAGAGGAUCCGCGAGGAAAAAGAAAAGGAUUUUGAAUCCUUCAUCAAUGAAGUCAAAGACUGCCUCAACAGUGAUCUUUAUGAACGGAGUGAGCAGAACGAGGAUCUUGAGAUCAAGACCGGUUUAAACAAUUUCGUUCAGCUCUUUGACCAGGAAACUAAGGUCCGAAGACCAGUCUUAAAAAGCCGACCAAAGAGCAUGGUCAUUGGAGAUGUAUGCGUGAGAAGAGAGCUUCUAAAGCAUCAAAUGAGAGAGGAUCAAUCACCAGAGUUGAACAAAAAGUCCUCCGACUUGUGGAAGGUUGGUCGUGUGGACACUUCGCCUUUCAUUAAGGGACCUGAGGACGACGAGGGCGAGGACGAAGAUGACGAGGACGAGGAAGACGAAGAACAUGGAAGCUCAUCUCUUCGACGUAAUGCGUCAUUUGGCAAUGCUUUAACAAGCGCCAGAAGAGAAGCCCUGGAGAACGCCUUUAGCCAGGAACGAGAGGAGAAACCGUUUUUGAGAUCCCGAGUGCCAAAGAAACUGAUCGAUACAUCCAUGUUCGAAAUGAAAGCCAAUGAACAAAAGCCCACGUUGACCGCCAAGGCCGUGUCAGAUUGGAAAUGGAAAAAGAAGAAUAUUCAAGAACUCCAGAGUUUUAUGGCCAAGAAUACCAAUUACAUGGACUCGAAAAGUUCUAUCUUGCAGAACGAGACCAUGAAGAGGGAACGAACGACAAGCGAGAACGACGAGGAUUUCAGCCAAGAUCGAGUUCAACGAGAAGCCGAUGAAAGUGAAGGUUUCCUCAAUGAAGUGAAUGAUUAUUUGAAUGCUCAGAACCGCUCUACAAAUGAGGACAAAUUCAAGGAGACAAUUCAGAUUUAUCUGGACCUGAUUGAGAAUAACGAUAAACCUACCGCUCCCAGAGAGCGCUCAAGAAGGUUUAAGGGGAGUAAGAAGCGAGUCACAAAUUUGAGAAAAUCCAUUAUUGAACAACAAGCAGAAAAAGCUCAUAAAGUCCAGCAGUCUCUUUCCGUAGGCAAGCUUAAUCUUGAUUUUGAUCCCUUGGAAUCCAAUACUAACUUUGAAAAGCAGUCACGGCCCAUUCCACAAGAUGGAAAAUAUUGUGGGCUGGUCAGGCAAAAGUUGGAACGUGAGGAUAGUGUGGAGUAUUCCAAACCCCUUCGUAAAGCUCCCAAGGCCAAAAUCAUUGAUGAUUCUCCUAAGUUGACUGACAACCCACCCAUCAAGAAACCGAUCAAGAAGUGGGUUCCAAGGCCAUCGAAUAGUUUUGACCAACUUGCAGAUCAAGCGAGUUCGACAAUCUCCCAAGCAAAUCCCCAAAAGUGGAGUUAUAAAGAGAAGGAAGCUGAAAGAAAGGCUGCCAUUUUGGCACGUUAUGGCCUUAAAGAAGGCUCUGAUGACGAUAACGUGUCUCUGAAUCUUGACUUUGACGAUGAUUUGGAAAUGCCCGAGGGUGUGCUCAACCACCUGCCGAAAGAAUAUGUCACCAUAGAGGAGCGUGGGAAACGGCUGACUUCGAAAGAUGACGGCUCAUUCGGGGCUCUCAAGAAUAUUAUGGGCUUGAUGAAGAAAGGCCAAGUCAAUCAGGCCUUCAAGAAAUCCAAGCAUGUAUUCUCCAGUGAAGAGAAAGGUCUCGACAGACUAGAUAGCGACGAAUCUGAGAUGGGUCCAAGAGCAUCCCAAGUCUUAUGCUCCAACAUCAGGGACAGAUUUGAAUCUGGGUCUGUGUUCCAAUCCCACAUGGAUGAGCAUGACGGGAUGUUGAAAUCCGCCGUCCCGAAAAGCAAGAGUUGUGCGAGCAUGCGCGCCAUGUUCGAGGAGGACACUUCACCCUCACCUGUUCCCACAAGACGAAUCCCAGGGGAGGUGAUGUCAUCUUCGGAUCGAGUUCGGCGGGCCCGAAAGUCACUGAUUGAUCCACAGGCGCGCAAUCAGGACUUGAAUAGGCAAUUCAGCUUGGGCGAGGAUGAGCGACCCGGGGAAAGCAGCAUGUCCUUGCGAGGAAAGUACGAGCGCAAUCUAUCCAUGACUGGCUGGGAUGGCAGCACUGAUAGCCUUUUAGGUGAAGGCCGACAACGACUCGGGUCUUCUUCCUUACAUAAAAGUUCGUCCUUCAACAAAUUCAGGGAUGCCUUCGAGACGGGAAAAGUCGAGGAUUUACAUCAUGAUGAGGAUGAGAACCAAGGCUCGGAAACACGGCCAACUGGCGUCCGAGCUGAAUUGGAGGCUCUGCGAUCAUGCGAUCGCAUCCAGAAGAUCAUGAGAAUAAAUAAACCUCGUGAGCAAUUGGAAAGAAGUCGACCCUCUUUAUCUCGAUCAAAAACAACGGCGUGCGUCGAUCUGGAUGAGGAGACCCUGGAAGAAGUGUCUCGAUCCAAAUCAGCAAUCAGAAAUAUGUUCGAGGCGCAAGGACCUAAAAUCAGAUUUGGAGGAGGAGCAUCGAAGUCCCCACAAAACCAUGAACGGGGUGUGGAAAAGUCCAGCAGUGCCGAUAAUUCGAGUCAAGGAGCAAAGCCCAAGAAAUCCGGCUUUAGAGGCCUGAAUCAAGAGAAAGAGCAAUUCAAGGAAAGAAAGUGGGUCUUCGACACCAUCAACAAAUACUUUGAUGUCAUCAAAGAGGACAAGGAAGCCGAAGACGAUGAAGAAGAUGAGGAGACAACAAACAUGUCCUCGGCAUUCUCGUCCCAACUCUCACUGAACUCGCCCAUGGGCUCAUCAUCUAACCUGACGGGAUCCAAAUGGGGCGGAGGAUAUUCACCUAAUUAUUAUCCUAGUCCUAGUGGAUCUAGUCUUCAAGUGCCCCCAGAGAGGAGCUCAUUCACACCCGGGAUGAAGUCCUCAAGUUCCUUGGAACCGUCCCACCCCUUGACCCAACCCCCGAGUCCACCUUCAAGGAGAUCGUCCCUUCGAAAGAACCUCAAUUCCACACCCUAUCAAUUACGGUCCUCGAAGUCUUUUGGACCCGACUCGAACCCCUACCUCCGAGGUAGUAAUACUUCUCUUAAUAGUAUGGGCAGUUCUACUUCCCUGAAUAUGGUCUCCCGAUCACCGUCGCACGCUAAACUCAAAGGCAUGUUAGAACAGGUCAUGAAAUCGAAACCCGACAUGAACUUGGACGUGUUCAAGCAGAAUCUCAAGGCCCAUUUGGAUCAUCAUUCUCGAGAAAACUUGUCAGAACAACAACCAUCGCCAUCUCGAUUCACUCGAAGUCCAUCGUGGCAAAAUGACGAUCCUGAGGAGGAAAAUUCCAAAUACUUUGUUGUUCCUUUGUAAUUUGAAAUGGCUAUGGAAAUAAACGACAAAACGCUUACUUUUCUGAC